Prunus armeniaca (apricot) is the source of this 234-nucleotide messenger RNA. Lineage: Eukaryota; Viridiplantae; Streptophyta; Magnoliopsida; Rosales; Rosaceae. The record is from the annotation of a GenBank genome assembly.
AUGCUUAAGGAAGGGAACACUUGGUGGAGCAAUAUUGGGAACGUGGUGGAGGAUAUUCGCCGACUCAUAGUGGACUUGGCGGUUUCAAGGGUGCUCUUUCAACCCUGGUGCGGCAAUGGAGUGGCGCAUGCGUUGGCACAGUUUGGAUUAACAGAAGGGACUAUUUUUGUUUGGGAAGAUGUUGCUCCGCCUUGGCUGGAGUUGAGUCUAGCCAGAGAUAUGGAGUUGGGCUAG